AUGACAAACACCCUUGUGUUUUGUCUAAUUGCACUCUUUUGUUGUACAGAUUUGUCGUUUGCGCGACAAGUACCAAAGGAGUGUGCCAAAGGCCCAUCAGUAUGGUGUCAGAGCCUCAAACGCGGCGCUGAGUGCGGGGCCGUGGGUCACUGUACAUCCACCGUGUGGGAGAAACAGUCAGAGACCGUAGCACACAAUGACGUGUCCAACAAGUUCGUCAGACUCUUCAGACAGCUGAAGGAUGUCAGGGAACUGAUUAAUGAGGACUACUUGGCCUCCCGCGUGGCAUCAGAAUGCAAAGACUUGCCGUACCCGGCCGUCUCGAAGAUCUGCAAGGACAAUACGGCAUACUUGCAACAAUACAUCAACCAUGUGCUGCAGUCGGAAACCUCGCCGGAGACCAUGUGCAAGCUCAUCGGCAUGUGCAACAACAAGAAGGUCGAGAACAUACUCAGCAUGGAUAAAAAGAAGCCAGCUGCGCCUAAAGUGAUCAAACAUAAGGAAAACCUUUUGGGCAGCUCCCAGUGCACAUGGGGACCGUCUUAUUGGUGCAGCAACUUCAGCACCGGUCGGGAAUGCAAAGCGACCCACCAUUGUGUGUCCAAAGUAUGGCCGAACACGAACUUUGCCGAAGACACAGACAGCAUCUGCAAGAUCUGUACCGACAUGGUGCAGCAGGCUAGAGACCAGCUGCAGAGUAAUGAGACACAGGAAGAACUAAAGGAAGUUUUCGAAGGAUCAUGCAAACUAAUCCCAAUCAAAGUGGUGGCCACCGAGUGCAUGAGGUUGGCUGAUGACUUCGUUCCCGAGCUGGUGGAGACCCUGGCUUCUCAGAUGAACCCUCAACAAGUCUGUUCGGUCGCUGGACUCUGCAACAGCGCUAGGAUCGAUGAAAUGCUUGAAGAAUUUAAUACUCAGUUGAGCCUGCGUGUGGAAUGCAACAACUGCCAACGUACAGUCGGUGUGCUGAGGAAGAAGUUCGAUGCCACCAGCUAUGAAGAUUUCCUUGUUGGAUUACUGCAGAUUUGUCGCAAGAUGGACUCACUCUCGGACUCUUGUUCCAUGCUAGUCUUCAAGUACUACGAGAACAUUCUGGAAGCUUUGAAGAAGGACCUGACAGGCCAGAGCGUGUGCCACGUGAGUGGACAAUGCUCAUACAAGUUCCAUCAACACGACGAGUUCACUUUCCCUGCCGAGUUCACUGACUUCAAACCUACUGAUGACGUGCCAUGCGAGCUGUGUGAGCAGUUGGUGAAGCACUUGCGUGACGUCAUGGUCGCCAACACUACCGAAAUUGAGUUCUACAGAGUACUGAAAGGUCUCUGCAAACAGACUGGUAACUUCAAGGACGAAUGCCUUCACCUAGCUGAGCAGUACUAUCCUAUCAUCUACAAAUACUUGGUCGAGGAACUUAAGGCCAAUGAACUCUGCGCCAUGAUUGGUGUCUGCGGGAACCUAACGCAAGACGUGCCCAUCGCUCCUCUAGUACCGGGAGAAAUUGCUGUUAAAGCCAAACUUAUUGGUGGAUAUGAUAUGGAUAAGAAACAGAAAACUGAUCAGCUGGCCCGCGUCCCAAUAAGCAAGCAGACCAACGUGCGCGUGCUGGACAGUACGAGCGCGGGCCCGCUGCCCAUCGAGCGCAUGUUUGUGUCCGUGCCGCAGCCGCAGGGCAAGGCGGCGUGCUCGUUCUGCCAGUACUUCCUGCACUACCUGCAGGUCGAGAUCAGCGACACUAGGACCGAGGACGAGAUCUUCCAAGCAGUGGACAAGGCAUGCGACAAGUUGCCUCACUCAGUGAACGACGAGUGCAAGCAGUUCGUCACUCAGUACGGACCCGCCGUCGUCGCUCUGCUCGUGCAGAGAAUCGACCCUGCUACCAUUUGCCCAGCUCUGGGUAUCUGCCCACAAGUGGGUGAGGUCCGUCGCGUGGACAUUAACUCCGACAAGUCCAACUGUCCUCUGUGCUUGUUCGCGGUGGAACAACUCGAGACUAUGCUCAAGAAUAACCGCACAGAGCAAAGCAUCCGCACCGCCCUGGACAAUCUAUGCACGCAUCUAUCCACGAAGCUGCGCACAGAAUGCGUUGACUUCGUAGACACGUACGCACCGCAGCUGAUAGAGAUGUUGGUCGCCAACAUGGACGCGCAAGAGAUCUGUGUAUUCCUCAAACUCUGCAAAGAUGAGGUCAAGGAUCCGUUGAAGAUCACCCAGAGUUCCAUUGACAAGUUCCAUGAGAAGCCUCAACUGAUGGCUGAUAGGAAUAAUUAUAGAGGACGGUCUCUGUUGCCCUCUACCAUGCUCGUCAGUGCACACAAGGAUCAUGAUAUCGAAACGAACGAAAUCUUCGACAACACGGUCAACGGCCGUGAAGUACGUCCGCCAAUGAAACAGAAGACUGUCUGCAUCAUCUGCGAGUUUGUGCUCAAGGAGAUCGAUGACCAGAUCAAGGACAAACAUAAUGAGGAUGAAGUAAAGCACGUAAUUGAGAAUGUAUGCAAGCGUAUGCCAAAGAACAUCCGCAGCGAAUGCGAGCAGUUUGUAGACAAGUACGCCGACAUGGUGAUCAGUCUGCUGGCGCAGGAGCUCGACCCUGAACAGGUCUGCGAGGAACUCAAACUCUGCGACAGACCCAGCAUUGUUGCUGCUAAAGAGGAGAUCCUAGACUGCGCAGUAUGUGAGGCAGUCGUGAUGGCAGUUCGCAAAGUGCUCAGCAACGAUAAAGUAGACCGUAACAUUGUGCACAUCGUGGAGAAAUCCUGCGAAUUAUUACCCGCCAAAUACAAUGAAAGGUGUCACUCCAUGAUGGAGAUCUACGGUGACAGUGUGAUCCACCUAAUUGAAGAGUUCGGCACGAAGGGAGUGUGCCAGAAGAUCGGGCUCUGCUCAUCCUCAGACGCUGCAUACGUGCACAUGUACCGGGAGAAGAGAAACUAA
Messenger RNA from Spodoptera littoralis (African cotton leafworm), 2934 nucleotides. NCBI's taxonomy places the organism in Eukaryota, Metazoa, Arthropoda, Insecta, Lepidoptera, Noctuidae. The record is from the annotation of a GenBank genome assembly.